Molecule: messenger RNA, 2490 nt
Organism: Knipowitschia caucasica
Lineage: Eukaryota; Metazoa; Chordata; Actinopteri; Gobiiformes; Gobiidae
Source: the annotation of a GenBank genome assembly
AUGUUCUGUGAUUAUUUCUGUCUUGUUUUGUACCUCAGUACCUCAGUACCUCAGUGCCUCAGUACCUCAGUGUCUCAGUGUCUCAGUACCUCAGUGUCUCAGUACCUCAGUGUCUCAGUACCUCAGUGUCUCAGUACCUCAGUACCUCAGUACCUCAGUACCUCAGUGUCUCAGUACCUCAGUGUCUCAGUACCUCAGUACCUCAGUGUCUCAGUACUUCAGUACCUCAGUGUCUCAGUACCUCAGUACCUCAGUGUCUCAGUACCUCAGUACCUCAGUGUCUCAGUACCUCAGUACCUCAGUGUCUCAGUACCUCAGUGUCUCAGUACCUCAGUACCUCAGUGUCUCAGUACCUCAGUACCUCAGUACCUCAGUGUCUCAGUACCUCAGUACCUCAGCACCUCAGUGUCUCAGUACCUCAGUACCUCAGUGUCUCAGUACCUCAGUGUCUCAGUACCUCAGUACCUCAGUGUCUCAGUACCUCAGUGUCUCAGUACCUCAGUACCUCAGUGUCUCAGUACCUCAGUGUCUCAGUACCUCAGUGUCUCAGUACCUCAGUGUCUCAGUACCUCAGUACCUCAGUGUCUCAGUACCUCAGUACCUCAGUGUCUCAGUACCUCAGUGUCUCAGUACCUCAGUACCUCAGUGUCUCAGUACCUCAGUGUCUCAGUACCUCAGUACCUCAGUGUCUCAGUACCUCAGUACCUCAGUGUCUCAGUACCUCAGUACCUCAGUGUCUCAGUACCUCAGUGUCUCAGUACCUCAGUACCUCAGUGUCUCAGUACCUCAGUGUCUCAGUACCUCAGUGUCUCAGUACUUCAGUACCUCAGUACCUCAGUGUCUCAGUACCUCAGUACCUCAGUGUCUCAGUACCUCAGUGUCUCAGUGUCUCAGUACCUCAGUGUCUCAGUACCUCAGUACCUCAGUGUCUCAGUACCUCAGUGUCUCAGUGUCUCAGUACCUCAGUGUCUCAGUACCUCAGUGUCUCAGUACCUCAGUGCCUCAGUGUCUCAGUACCUCAGUGUCUCAGUACCUCAGUGUCUCAGUACCUCAGUGUCUCAGUACCUCAGUGUCUCAGUACCUCAGUGUCUCAGUACCUCAGUACCUCAGUGUCUCAGUACCUCAGUGUCUCAGUACCUCAGUGUCUCAGUACCUCAGUGUCUCAGUACCUCAGUGUCUCAGUACCUCAGUACCUUAGUGUCUCAGUACCUCAGUACCUCAGUGUCUCAGUGUCUCAGUACCUGUGCCUCAGUGUCUCAGUACCUCAGUACCUCAGUGUCUCAGUACCUCAGUACCUCAGUGUCUCAGUACCUCAGUGCCUCAGUGUCUCAGUACCUCAGUGUCUCAGUACCUCAGUACCUCAGUGUCUCAGUACCUCAGUACCUCAGUGUCUCAGUACCUCAGUGCCUCAGUACCUCAGUACCUCAGUGUCUCAGUGCCUCAGUGUCUCAGUACCUCAGUACCUCAGUGUCUCAGUACCUCAGUACCUCAGUGUCUCAGUACUUCAGUACCUCAGUACCUCAGUGUCUCAGUACCUCAGUGUCUCAGUACCUCAGUACCUCAGUGUCUCAGUACCUCAGUGUCUCAGUACCUCAGUACCUCAAUACCUCAUUGUCUCAUUACCUCAGUACCUCAGUACCUCAGUGUCUCAGUACCUCAGUACCUCAGUGUCUCAGUACCUCAGUGUCUCAGUACCUCAGUGUCUCAGUACCUCAGUGUCUCAGUGUCUCAGUGUCUCAGUACCUCAGUACCUCAGUGUCUCAGUGUCUCAGUACCUCAGUAUCUCAGUGUCUCAGUACCUCAGUACCUCAGUGUCUCAGUACUUCAGUACCUUUGUGUCUCAGUACUUCAGUGCCUCAGUACCUCAGUACCUCAGUGUCUCAGUACUUCAGUACCUCAGUGUCUCAGUACUUCAGUACCUCAGUGUCUCAGUACUUCAUACUUCAGUACCUCAGUGUCUCAGUACUUCAGUACCUCAGUACCUCAGUGUCUCAGUACUUCAGUACCUCAGUGUCUCAGUACCUCAGUACCUCAGUGUCUCAGUACUUCAGUACCUCAGUGUCUCAGUACCUCAGUACCUCAGUGUCUCAGUACCUCAGUACCUCAGUGUCUCAGUACCUCAGUGUCUCAGUACCUCAGUGUCUCAGUGUCUCAGUACUUCAGUACCUCAGUGUCUCAGUACUUCAGUACCUCAGUACCUCAGUGUCUCAGUACCUCAGUACCUCAGUACCUCAGUGUCUCAGUACUUCAGUACCUCAGUACCUCAGUGCCUCAGUACCUCAGUACCUCAGUGCCUCAGUACCUCAGUACCUCAGUACCUCAGUGUAUCAGUACUUCAGUACCUCAGUGUCUCAGUACCUCAGUGCCUCAGUACCUCAGUACCUCAGUACCUCAGUGUCUCAGUACUUCAGUACCUCAGUACCUCAGUACCUCAGUCGUUUGUGCAGAUCGCUCUCUCCUCAGGUCCCUCCUGGUGGUAUAUUAUCAUAA